UCUGUCAGAGACGCGCUGUCACUGUUUGUGGCAUGUCAUUGCUGUGAAGCGGUGCGGACAUGGUGGGUGUCUGGUAUCAGACGGCUGCUGCCAACAUGCUCCGCUCGGACCAUUGACCCUCUCGCCACGUUGGUACCAUUACAUGCAGCGAGCUUUAAAUUCUAUGGCCAGGUGGAGGAUGGGUAAUAUGAUGCGAGCUGGGAGCACCAGGAACAUAAUCCAAAAAGAAAACAUCGAUGAUGGUGAUGUGAAAGGUUCAGAAGAUGAAAUUGUGGUGGUGCUGGAGGACUACCCUUCGGCUGAAAUCAGUGAGCCCAUCUACAAAAUGGGGGAGAAGCUCAGAGUCAUUGCGCAACCGAAAUUACAUACGUGGAGAAUGCACAGAAUUGAGGCUUAUUGGUGGAAAGUUCGUUCCUUUGCGACUGGAAAGGAGAACUACAUACCGGGCAGCCACGUGGCAAAAGUCUACCAUGGAUGGCUGUUUGAAGGCUUGGAGAGAAAGAAGGCGGAAGAGCUGCUUCUUCUACCUGAGAACAGGGUGGGCUCUUUUCUGGUGAGGGAGAGCUCCUCAGAAAGAGGUGUAUACUCACUCUCAGUAAAGCACAGGAUGAUAAAGCACUAUCGUAUCUUCAGACUGGACAACAGCUGGUACUACAUUUCCCCAAGUCUCACCUUCCAGUGUCUUGAAGACAUGAUUAACCAUUAUUCAGACUCAGCAGAUGGGCUGUGCUGCACGCUAACCUCUCCCUGUCUGUCGGGCAGAAACAUUAACCCUGGAACUCCACCCGUGGUCAUGCGACGCAACUUUGACUGGAAGAAAGUGGACAGUAAACAACUGGUGGAGAACAGCGAUGACAGCAUUGUGAGCUACGGAGUAAGGAACAGCAUCGCUGCAUAUCUGUCCUUUACUGCUCCUGAUGACUCCUCAGAGAGAUUGGACCGUAGGAAGAGGAAAUGCAAAUCUGUGAAUAUAAACCAUGCAAUGGACCACAGACACACUGAAAGCGAGGAUUUUUAGAGGCCCGAAAGUGUUGCAGCGGAGGCUGGACCACGGAACCAUCCUCUGAUGUCUGCUUAAAACCCCUGAAACCUGCAGAAUUGCUAUGACCUCACAUUUGUCCGUGUAUGUUAGAAAUCAAGGUGUGUAUACCGGGAGCACUUUGAAGUAUUGUAACAAUAAUUGCUUGGCAUGAUUCAUGAAAAAAAAUGGAGCUGAUCUUUAUGAGAGUGCAAUUAUGGCACAGUUUUAGCAGAUGCUAUGGCAAAAAUAGAUUGAACUAAACCAGGGCUUUGCAUCAUAACUGUGUAAAAUGUUAAAAUAUUAUAUAUAUUUCGUUGUUGUUUUGCAUUACUAGUAUUACUGCCUUUAAAAUACUUUUUGUUAUUGAUAAAUGUUGCUCAGUGGUCAUAAUUGAAAGAAAGGUGAUUAUAGCCCUGACUUAAUUAUUAAUUGUUUUUUUAAGGGGGGUGCAAUCUAACCUUUUCAUAACACACAAAUGCACCAAGAAAUUCAUUAAAAAGCACAAAAACAUAAAAUGUGGCAUCUUCUUAGGCCACUCCCACAAAGGUCUCCACUAGGGCUGCUCAAACUGUUACCCUCAAAAGACUCAGAGAGUUGAGGGCCAAAAGCUGCCACCCGUGGCAAAUUUAGCUGAAAUCUCACAAGUUGUUCAUGUUGUGUUGUCUUGUGCAGCCAAUGGCUGUGAAAAAGCUGACAUUUCUUUUUUGUUGAGGGUUGUCCAAUUCCCCUCACUACUCCCCAACCCUUAAAAGACAAUAUUGCACAGGACUGUGCUCUGGAUUUUAACGCCAUUCAGACACAUCCUCACUAUUUUUAUUUAAACAACAUAUAUGACGCCACCCAUUUGCCCAUUCACCCCUUUAUCCAAUCUUCUAUUGUCCAGUUUUGAUGAGCCUGUGGGAAUUGUAGCCUCAGUUUCCUGUUCCUAGCUGAUAGGAGUGGCACUAGGUGUGGUCUUCUACUGUAGCCCAUCUGCCUCGAGGUUGGACGUGUUGUACAUUCAGAGAUGUUCUUCUGCAGACCGCGGUAGUAACCAGUGGUUCUUUGAGUUACUGCUGCCUUUCUAUCAACUGGAACCAGUCUGGCCGUUCUCAUCAGACCUCUGACAUCAACAAGGCAUUUUCUUGUUCUUACCAUUGUCUGUAAACCCUAGAGAUAUUGUGGAUGAAAAUCCUAGUAGACCAUCAGUUUCUGAAAUAUUUAGACCAGCCUGUCUGGCACCAACAACCAUGUCACGUUCAAAGUCACUUCAAUCACCUUUUUUCCCCGUUUUGAUGCUCGGUUUGAUCUGCAGCAGAUCAUUUUGGCCAUGUCUACAUGACUAAAUGCAUUGAGUUGCUGAUUAGAAAUCUGCAUUAACAAGAAAUUGGACAGGUGUGCCAAAUAAAGUGGCCAAUGAGUGUAUAUUCUACUGAGCAGCAAUGCACAGCAGUUUCCAGGGCAGUGGAUUUUGGCAUUGUAGAUCUGGACAGCCUAACAGAAUGGCGGUAACCAUUUUGGUUCCAGCAGGUAACCAGCAGAGACUUAAGAACCAGCUAGAAAACACAGACCCUCCUGAACCACGAUGAACAUGAUCUUUUAUAAGACCCUGGGUCAGGUUGUUCCACUUUAGCUUAAUGAUUGAAUUUUGGUUAGGCCCUGCAAAUGCCUACCAAACCAAGAGUUUGGGUCCUUUGACCCAGGAAGUAAAACUGAAAAGGUAAGCAGACACAAAACAUAUUAACACAAUACAUAAACAUAAUACACCCAAACAAACCACCCAACAGUUGAAAAACUUGUGCAUGUCGUGUGUCAUCAGGGAACCCGCUCAGAUAUUUUCAUAGUUGAACGUGUGCACCCAACCAACCAGCAUGGUCUUGAUACUUGAGCAUAUGAUGUGUGUGUGAGUUUCUGUGUGGAGUUUCAGACAGGUGAAACUGCCAUAAAGGGGCCUGUUAGUGCUGUGGAAUUGAUAAGUGUGCACUCCCUGGUGCAUCCCUGUAGCACAGCCUGACUGUUAGAAAUGAGGAAAUUAGACGAUCAGAGUGUAAUUUUGUGCCAGUGUCCAGCAUCACCUGUACGUCAUAUCAUUACAAGUAUUUCCUGACACACAUACCACACACGACAAUGGUACGUUCUAUUUUUAUGAUGUCCCCUGAGCUGGCCAUACGAGUCUCAAGGAAAACUGCAAGACACAAACUCAUGUAGAACAGCAGCCGACUGAUUAAAAUUUGGCAGAAAGACCAACAUUUUUUUGGAAAAAAAAUAGUGUCUUUGUGCAAAGUAACACAAAUGUAUUCAUAAAUCUGAGCUCCAACAAGUUUGUAGUUAAUUUAUAAAGUUGUAAUUCUGACCUAAA
This is a messenger RNA of Oryzias latipes (Japanese medaka), 3359 nucleotides long. RefSeq names its product Src like adaptor 1a (gene sla1a). NCBI's taxonomy places the organism in Eukaryota, Metazoa, Chordata, Actinopteri, Beloniformes, Adrianichthyidae. Gene Ontology annotation, molecular function: protein binding. The record is from RefSeq and is a predicted model, not a curated record.